Molecule: messenger RNA, 944 nt
Organism: Helicoverpa armigera (cotton bollworm)
Lineage: Eukaryota; Metazoa; Arthropoda; Insecta; Lepidoptera; Noctuidae
Exons: 3
Coding region: 447-902 (151 amino acids)
Source: RefSeq, a predicted model, not a curated record
CGAUAGGCUGAUGAUGAAGUAAUUUGCAGACAAUAUGCAGUCAGUGGGGCAUUAGUUGAACCGAGCCCCACUGGGGCUCUAUUCAUAAGUGUGGACGCAGGGCGCACACGACUUGUAAUGCUCUGUUCACGCGUGUGGUGUGCGCGCAAGGCGUCCACAUUAUGGGAAUUUCGUUGCAUUGCAUGAUAAGUUGCGAAAAUGUAGACGACAAAUUCUUUCAUUGCGUGAUACAUUUCGUAAGAAGAAGCAAUCAAUCUGACGCGUUUACGAAUUCUACCUAUUACAGCUAUAAUGGUGAUGUUACAAGCCAUAAAAAGGUAGGUACAUGUAUCUACCAUUUUGAAAGAACUGUCAAUAAUGGAAUGUUAAAUCAAUGCUUGUCAUUUUGUCAUCAUACGAUUCUAUUUUCUCCUUAAUUUACUGUAAAUAAAUUAACAUUUUUGAUCAUGGAGUACUUUGGAAUAACUAUGUAUGGUCCCCAAAAUUAUAUGCACGAUAUAAUGAUAGAACAAUAUCAAGAACCUAUGUCUAAAGAAGAAGUUAAACCUAUGAUGGAAAAAGUCAAAGAGUAUUCUACUCUUCCGAAAACUAUACAACGUCCGGAUGCAGACGUGAUCAGGCUUAUCGAUGUGUACAUAGGAAGAGUUAAUGGAUUCGCUUACGGUUCUACGGGCAGAUUCGUCAAAAUGAAGCGUAAAGGCGUUAUGAAACCUCCUUAUCCUUGUGAUAUGUACCGGCUCCCGCCUACUACAUAUAUGGAGUUUGGAUGGUGGCUACAUGAUCCAGCAAUAGCAAACUCGGAUUGGCACGUGACCAAGCCAAGAUUCCCUCAACCUGCGUCACCGAACACUUUGAUUCUAGAUAAAGUGCGAAGAAAUAAUAAAUAUGCCACUCUUUUCUGAUGAAUAAAAACUUACAUUGCCAUAAUAAAAAUUGAAUUUAUA